Morchella importuna is the source of this 2892-nucleotide messenger RNA. RefSeq lists its product as uncharacterized. Lineage: Eukaryota; Fungi; Ascomycota; Pezizomycetes; Pezizales; Morchellaceae. The coding region runs from base 1 to 2892 and encodes 963 amino acids. The transcript has 9 exons. The record is from RefSeq and is a predicted model, not a curated record.
AUGUUUACCACCGCCAGCAUUUUUCGCAGUCAAAACGAUAUUGCUUCCGACGACGACUCAGAUGACGGUAUCUCACUCACGUCUACCCUGGCUAGCCAGGAGGACCCGGAUAACACCUAUAUUGUCGAAAAUAUCCUCGCUGAGAGAUACUUUUCAGACGAAGACAGAAUGAGAUAUCUCGUCAAAUGGGAAGGCUACCCUAUUGAGCGUGCCUCCUGGGAACCAAUCGAUAUGUUCGAUGAUAAAAAUACAAUCAAUGAGUGGAAAGCAAUGAAAGAACGCCAUGAAAAUUGCGGCUCGUCCUCACCGUUUGAUUGGGAGCAAUGGGAUGAAGACAGGUACAGAGAAAGAGAGGAUCGUGAUGCUCGUAAGGCUCGUAGACAGAGAAAGAGACAGAGAUUGGCAAGAGCAGGUAGAGCAACUAGCAGUGGAGGUUCUCGUGCGUCCUCUGCUAGGAGUAGGCACUUUGUCGUCAGUGACGAAGAGAUUGUAGCAUCUCCUGAAGAGGAAACUGAUCUUGAAGUAAAGGUCGUUCCACGACGGACGAGGAAGAAGGUUCGAGAUUCGGACGAGGAAGAGGACAGCGAAAGUGCUGAUUCGCUCAUGGAAGAUCUUGCUAAAAGUGAGCAAAGGAAAAGGGCCAGAGCAAAGUCGCUAAAGGACACAGGUGCCCCAGAAUCUAAGAAACAGAGGUUGAAAGACCGAAGGCGACGAUCACUAGAUGAUGGUGAGGGUGAAGAUACAGAAGAGCAUCUUUUUGAAGAUCAACCAUCCAGCAAAAAGCCUCCUUUUCCACAAUAUGGGAGGCCAGCUAAACCUGGACGGAAAGUCUCAGCCAACAAGGGCAAUGACUUGGACAAGAGUGUCGCUGCAACCGCAUCUAAAUUAUCCAUGAUGGACGUACAACAGCGAAAAGCACCAGCUGCAUCAGUCAGCUCUGUUGGGUCUUCAAGGACUGUCAUUAAUCCUGCUAAUGGCACCAUUCCUGGUGUGCCAAGGAUAGGGGGAUUCAUCUCUUUAUCACAGCAGAAUAAAGUCCAAAAAAGAGGUCGUAAUGAACCUGCUCCAGAUAUAAAUGCCCUAGAAUUAUUCCACGCUGGUGAUCCAAAUCCUAGGAUUACACGCCCUAGAAAAAUAUCUACUGGAGGCGGGAUGAAGGUAAAUGCUGGAGAGGCCCCACAAACUAAGGAAACUGUAGAGCCCCCUGAGAGAGAGGCUUUACAGAAAAACGAAGAGGAUCCCAGACUACAAAAACGACGGAGAAUAGAGGAUGGUUUGAAAGUGCAGACAUUAUCCCUAGAGGGGUAUACAAGACGUAAUCAGGCUACACAUGGACCUGAAACCGGCCGUGAUGCCAACCCACCACUUCAGGGUCCAAUAGGUGAUUGUGAACCUGCCAUUGUUAAUGACAACGAAACACCCAUAUCUGCAGGGCCUUCUGCUGCAGGCGAAGUAAAAGACCCAUUAGCCUCGAAAAACCCUACGCCUACGCGGCAGACUAUCAGUGCCAAAAUGAUGGACAUUGGUCCAAUUAAAGAGCUUCCAGUCAAACCCACUUUCGAGUGUAUACUUGAGGUUGGGUCGUCAAGCGAUGUGGAAUCAAUUCACGUCAAAUUUAUUGGGUUCAGUAGUGCCUUUACAAGCUUUGUAGACGGACUGAAUGACAGUCGAUUUUGGGUAUCGCGGUUCCUGGAAGAUGCCUAUAUAACCAAUUUCCUUGUUCCUGAGUUGGGUGUUCCAUUUGAGUUUGCGGACAUGGAGAUGGACCUUGAUAAGUCACAGUCUUUCCUUAAUUCUAUUGUCGUCUCGCACGGCGCUGGAGUAGUACUUCACGAAGGAUUUUCUCUUCUCAUUUUUCAGCCGAGCAAUGAUAAGCUUCGCGGUGCCUUUAAAACACCGAUGCAACAAACUCGAACAGCUCUUCGAGCAGUUGCGUAUCCUCCGUUUGAUGUACCGAUACCCAUCCGAAACUCAAUUGCAGAGUCUAUGGUACAAAUACAAAAAGCAUUGAAACCAGAGUCUAUGAAUGGGCUUUACAUUCACACUCUGCUCGAACGGCUUUUAGGCGUAAAAUUCCCAGAGAUACUACAGAACACAAAGGGAGGCGAUAAUUUCAUCAUUUAUUGCCCAGAAAUAGCACAUUCCGAGGCUGAAGAAAUGGAAACGGCCUUAAAAUGUCUUGGGAGAACAAGUUAUUCCGUAGAUCAAAUUCCAUCGCUGUACGCAAACAAGUCGACCAGAGAGAAAGUUUGCGUAUUGGUUCACUUUUCGCUUAGGCGUCAAUUACAUUUAUUGCCGCAUAUACGGCACUUAAAGAGUCGUGAACAGCAAUUUUAUUUCUUUGGAGCCAGACUUGAGAGAUCGUGCUCCCCGGGAGAAAUGGAAACUCACCCUGUUCGUUUUUGGAAUUUCGGCACAUUAAUUAUGUUGACGCCCAAGUUCGUCUUGGAAAAUGAGAUCGCCAUGAACCAUGUUUUAAAUUACCAGCGAAUCAAGGCUGCAAGUACGACCCUUUGUUUUUCAGGGGCAAUGCUUGCUCAAGCAGAGGCCAAGGUUUUGGAGAAACCGUCCAGUGAGACUGAGAAGGCCUUGAAAUAUGCGUGGUUAUUGAUGGAUAAGAAGGGGCGAGGGGAGGCCUUCGAGUUGCAGAUACAAGAUGCUGAUGGGUGUGACGAAUUCGAAACCAUUGCGGACGCCUUUGCCAUGUAUCAACUUGAGCAUUGUGCUGAGUACCGGAGGUUCAUGAUCGGUCACUCGGAGGAUGAGGGCAUAUCCACUGUGAAGGCAGGAGUUUACAACUGCAUUGAAUUUCAUAGUCCAGAAUCGUUGGUCAACGAACUCGUGUCCAAAAACUUCAAGCAAGGAAAUCCUCCACCCAGACCCCCUCAAUAG